AUGAUCGAAAGGUUCCAUCGUUCACUUAAAACGGCAUUGAAGGCCAGACUCACUGGUAACAACUGGGUGGAAGAACUUCUUUGGGUACACCUUGGGCUACGAACCGCUCCCAAAGAUGACCUGGGAUAUUCAUCAGCAGAACUGGUCUAUGGCGAGCCACUGACCGUUCCAGGCGAUCUUUUACCCUCUGAAGCAUCUACUUGGUCAGCAACAGAUUUUUUGACAACUUUUCGAGCUGAAGCACAGUUCACUAGGCCUAGACCGGCUAUCCACCACAGUGACCCAGUCACAUUCUUCCCACCAUCUUUGUUAACAGCGAAGUAUGUUUACAUCCACACAGAUACCGUGAAAGGUUCAUUUCAAAGACCAUACACAGGUCCUUACGUUGUCCUCGCCCCGGGAGAAAAGACCUUCCUUCUGGACAUCGGAGGCCGCACGGAACGCAUCUCAGUAGAUCGCCUAAAGCCUACACAGGUAGACCCUACCCAACCAGCCCAUCUAAAGCAACCAGCACGACGCAGCCGCCCUCCGGUGCUACGGGAACCAAAGCCUACCGUUAGGAGCACCGAUGGGAGAGAGUAA
Aplysia californica (California sea hare) is the source of this 582-nucleotide messenger RNA. RefSeq lists its product as uncharacterized. Gene Ontology annotation, molecular function: nucleic acid binding. The transcript has a single exon. Bases 1 to 582 code for a protein of 193 amino acids. Lineage: Eukaryota; Metazoa; Mollusca; Gastropoda; Aplysiida; Aplysiidae. The record is from RefSeq and is a predicted model, not a curated record.